AUGGGAAAAUGGCUCGGAGGGAAUUAUGUUUGUGAAGUGAGAAGUGAGAAGGCGAAGCAGCAAUUUGUUUCCCAAUUUUCAAUGNCCUCAUUUUCAAAUUUGGUAGAUAAAUUCUCCGGUUUCUUCGCAAGUAGCAAGCGAAUCAGAAAGACAGCCGCAUCAUUCAUGCAGAUGCAUCAAGGACCCAAUGAGACACUUCGCAAUUUCAUGACUAGAUUCAAUAAGGAAAGGCUUCAGAUCCCCGAUCUACAUAUUACAGUAGUAGUCUUAGGUCUGACAUAUGCCAUUAAGUGUGAAGUAUUCAAGAUGUCUCUGUCUAAGACUCCACCAAAGUCAAAAAGGCCACAUGAGUCCAAUCUGCAACAAGAUACACAUGGGGUCAAGCCAAGGCAAGACCCCUCCUCGACAUCCUUCACCCGCUUGAACACAUUGAGAUCCAACAUUCUAAUGGAGAUCAAGGAUUUGAAGGAACUUAAUUGGUCUCCUAGAUUGCGAUCUCCACCCGAUACUCAUGAUAAUAGUAAGUAUUGUGAUUUCCAUAGGGAUCAUGGACAUACAACAGAAGAUUAUUUUACUUUAAAGCAUGAGAUUGAAGCUCUUAUAAAAAGGGGGUUUUAG
Messenger RNA from Olea europaea var. sylvestris, 618 nucleotides. RefSeq lists its product as uncharacterized. The record is from RefSeq and is a predicted model, not a curated record. The coding region runs from base 1 to 618 and encodes 205 amino acids. NCBI's taxonomy places the organism in Eukaryota, Viridiplantae, Streptophyta, Magnoliopsida, Lamiales, Oleaceae. The transcript has 3 exons.